This is a messenger RNA of Polyodon spathula (Mississippi paddlefish), 1063 nucleotides long. Its product is annotated as protein CutA homolog. Gene Ontology annotation, molecular function: copper ion binding. The transcript has 6 exons. Bases 5 to 460 code for a protein of 151 amino acids. NCBI's taxonomy places the organism in Eukaryota, Metazoa, Chordata, Actinopteri, Acipenseriformes, Polyodontidae. Gene Ontology annotation, biological process: response to metal ion. The record is from RefSeq and is a predicted model, not a curated record.
GAGAAUGGCCGCUCCUGACACCCCGAAGACCGGACUCCUCCGAGCUGCCUGCAGUGCUGUGCUUGUGGCUGUGUUGAUGGUCCCUCUGCUGAGGAUUGUGGGAUUGCGUAUGUUCUCCAUGGCCUCCGUUGGAGGUGUUUCUGGGACCCACUCGGCUGCGUUUGUCACCUGCCCCAAUGAAGAGGUGGCCAAGGAGAUAGCAAGGGGGAUGGUAGAGAAGAAGCUGGCGGCGUGCGUCAACAUCGUCCCCAAGAUAACGUCCGUGUACGAAUGGCAGGGGAAAAUCGAGGAAGACACCGAGGUUUUGCUGAUGAUUAAAACCAGAACGUCAAAAGUUCCAGCCUUGGCAGAAUAUGUACGCUCUGUUCAUCCCUACGAAGUGGCCGAGGUGAUCAGCCUGCCCAUCGACCAGGGGAACCCUCCUUACCUCAAGUGGCUGGGAGACACUGUGCCUGAGUAAAGGCGAGAUCCCGACAGAACCCUGCGAGAAACAUCCUGCAUGACUUACAAAGCACCCGUCAACAGCAAGAUCUGCACCCCCCUCUCUCUGUAGAACCGACUCGCUGUGCUUCAGUGAAACCUGCAGGAUAAUGUCACGUUGGCACUGAAUUACACACCACAUAAUAUUGUGACAUUUGGAAAUCCAACGAACUGUACUAAUUUCAAGAUCAUUGUGUAGUUUCUUUGAUAACAUGAUGUUUAAUAAAACCCUAAAAUUCAAGGCGAUGGUAACGCUUUGGCCAUUAACUCUAGCGCAAACCCACACGUGCGUUGUCAGAGAUAACAAUGUCUUUUUCGUUCGACACACUGUUGCUGCUGUUUUAACCCUGUAAUAAGCAUAUAGAAAUGCACAGCAGCGUGUGGGGCGGGCUCCCUGUUCGCUGUGGAAGUUUGAGUCAGUUUCCAGUAGAGGGGCUUCUGUGUUGUCUGAGAGGUGAAUCUUUCCAUUCUUCGAUAAAUGGGCAGAAAAUAUUGCUGUUAUCAGUCCAUGCAAAAUGUAUCGCGUUUAAUAUUGAGAGAAAACAUGCAUUUGAUCACCCAAAUAAAAAUACAUACCCUUUUA